Messenger RNA from Penicillium macrosclerotiorum, 198 nucleotides. RefSeq lists its product as uncharacterized. The record is from RefSeq and is a predicted model, not a curated record. Lineage: Eukaryota; Fungi; Ascomycota; Eurotiomycetes; Eurotiales; Aspergillaceae. The transcript has a single exon. The coding region runs from base 1 to 198 and encodes 65 amino acids.
AUGGGCGCAGAAGGCUCGAAGCUCACGGCUGCCGCAAAGGACAAGGUGCAAAAAAAGGUGGAUGAAACGCUGGAUAAGAGAGGGAUAAGACACAGCCCCGCGCCAAAAGAGGACAAGAAAAAGAAGGAAAAGGGGCCUCCUGUACCUCCCAAGGAUGGCUUAGGAGAGCAGCAGAAUGGCGUCAUCAGGAGGAAUUGA